CACUCUCUUUUUCCCUUAUUUAUAACCAAAUCCUUCUUCUUCACACACUCACACAACUCUAACCGUUUUUUUUUUCCUCUCAAAUCUCAAAAAUCACAAACUCUUCAACAAUGUCAUCGAAGAACGGAGUUGUUCGUAGCUGUUUAGGAUCAAUGGAAGACAUAAAAAAAGUCUUCCAAAGAUUCGACAAAAACAACGACGGAAAAAUCUCCGUCGACGAGUUAAAAGAAGUGAUCCGUGCUCUAUCACCAACAGCAUCACCAGAAGAAACAGUAACGAUGAUGAAACAAUUCGAUCUCGACGGUAAUGGAUUCAUAGAUCUGGACGAAUUCGUUGCUCUUUUCCAAAUCGGAAUCGGUGGAGGAGGUAAUAAUAAUCGAAGUGAUUUGAAAGAAGCGUUUGAGUUAUAUGAUUUGGAUGGUAAUGGAAGGAUUUCGGCGAAAGAGCUUCAUUCAGUGAUGAAGAAUUUGGGUGAGAAGUGUUCUGUGCAAGAUUGUAAGAAGAUGAUUAGUAAAGUUGAUAUUGAUGGUGAUGGUUGUGUUAAUUUUGAUGAGUUUAAGAAGAUGAUGAGUAAUGGUGGUGGUGCUUGAGAGAUUUCGGCGGCGGAGAUUAAUUUCUAGGUUUUGUAAUUAGGAAAAAAAGUUGGAUUUGAUCUUUAGUGACGGCGAUUAAAAACCCUAGAUGAUUCACCUUUUUUUUCUUAAGUUUGUGGUGAUUGAUGAAAUAUUGAUUUUAACUACUAUGAGGUUGUUUCUAUCUUUUGCUCUUUUCUAUAAUUACUAUGCUUUUAUAUGAAUUAAUUACUGAUUCAAAA
Molecule: messenger RNA, 814 nt
Organism: Arabidopsis arenosa
Lineage: Eukaryota; Viridiplantae; Streptophyta; Magnoliopsida; Brassicales; Brassicaceae
Source: the annotation of a GenBank genome assembly